AUGGCCCCAGCAUUCGAAGACGAGAACCUGGGCAGGGACAAUGUCAACGGGAACGGGAAGAGCGUCGCUGUCCCGCGACUGCUUAUAAUUGGAGCAGGACAUCGUGGAAAUGCUUACGCCAGAGCAGUAGUCGACUCUGGCUUGGCCAUCGUGGCAGCUGUCGCAGAUCCUGUAGACUUCAGACGCUCACAGCUGGGGGCACGUUAUAUCUGGGCAGAUUCCGACCCAUCCCCAGAGCAAGAAUUCAAAGGGUGGAAAGAGUUCAUCAAGUAUGAGCAGCAUAGAAGAAAGGAUGAAGCCUCCGGAGUUCCAUGUCCGGCGGGGAUUGACGGCGUGUUCAUCUGCGUUAGGGAUGAGCAUCACAUCGAAGCCAUCACUGCAAUUGCUCCACUUGGCCUUCAUGUUAUGAGCGAGAAGCCACUGGCAACGACACUGACCGAUUGCCUCAGGAUUGAGAAAGCGCUCAGCGCGGCCCCAAAGCGGGUGUUCGCUAUUGGACAUGUUUUACGGUAUUCGCCUCAUAACAUGCUCCUUCGCCAUCUUGUCAGAGAAAAGAACGUGAUAGGUGACGUCCUUUCGAUUGAGCACACGGAGCCUGUUGGCUGGUGGCAUUUCAGCCACUCCUAUGUCCGAGGCAAUUGGCGAAAGGAAUCCACGACAGCAMCCAGUCUGCUGACAAAAAGCUGCCACGAUAUCGAUUUUAUCCUAUGGAUGCUAUGCUCGCCUGGUCCGGGAAGCAAAUCCGGUGCCCAUCUUCCAGCGCGCCUGAGCUCGCAUGGGUCAUUGAAACAAUUCCGUCGAUCUCAAAAACCCGAAGCCGCAGGAAGCUCAACGAAUUGCCUGUCUUGUCCUCUCAAGGAGACCUGCAAGUUCUCCGCCGUCAAGAUCUAUCACGAUAGACAUCUGGCACAAGGUAAAGCUAAAUGGCCCGUGGACGUUGUGAAUGCAGAGAUUGAGAGCAUCGCAUCCAAAGCUGGCCCAGAGCUCGCCAAAGAAACGCUGAUGAAGUCUCUUGCGGAAGAUUACAAUGAGACAACCCCAUUGCCGGACAUUGAAAGCAGAUCCUGGUAUGGGCGAUGUGUGUGGGAGGGCGAUAAUGAUGUGUGCGACGAUCAAUUCGUCACAAUAGAAUGGGAUGAUGAUUCAAAGCACGGAGGCGCCAAGACAGCAACAUUUCACAUGAUUGCGCAGACCCUCGCUCAGUGCGAGCGCAGAGGAAGAAUAUAUGGCACUUCAGGCGAGGUUGCAUACGACAGUAAAAGCAUCACAGUGCACGACUUUGAAAACGACACGACGAAGACRUACAAUCCUGAGGUGCCAAAGAACUCUCAUCAUGGCGGUGGAGACGAUGGGCUGACCCAGCAGUACAUCAAGGCUGUUAUUGCUUGUAUGGACGGAACAAUGGAUGUCGAGGAAGCUCAGGUGGAACAUUUGGGAUGCACGAUUGAAGAGGUCAUAAGGAGUCAUGCCGCCGUUUUCGCUGCCGAAGAGGCGAGAAGGGACAGAAAGGUUGUGGAUUGGGCGGAGUGGUGGGCUAGAAAUGUUGUCAGCACCCCCGAUGGAUUGGAGUAA
Molecule: messenger RNA, 1572 nt
Organism: Ramularia collo-cygni
Lineage: Eukaryota; Fungi; Ascomycota; Dothideomycetes; Mycosphaerellales; Mycosphaerellaceae
Product: related to dehydrogenases and related proteins
Exons: 2
Coding region: 1-1572 (523 amino acids)
Molecular function (GO): nucleotide binding
Source: RefSeq, a predicted model, not a curated record